ACGAACAAGUACAUCCUGGUACGUAUGGUCACAUGGGGAUACUUUACGGGCUGAAGAUGGCUUACCGGUGCGAAAGUGUGCCGGCCUCCCGGAGCAUUCACCUGCAGUUGCAUGUGGAUGGGUUCUCACCAUUUAAUUCCUCCGGAGAGCCACGCGUCCAUGAGCCAAGCCAUGUGGACUGCAAGGCCGAUGCAACCCACGGAGUUCUCCCUACCGACCUCCAACAUUGAGGAAUUCAUGGAGUUGGAGGGGAAAUUACUGGACCCCGAACUCCGUCGAGAAUUAACUACUCACAUGAACUCAACACCCGCCGGCACGGUAUCCGAGGCUGUUCGGUACAUGCUGGACAGGGUGAUGAACAGAGAUGUCUUGCGUCAGCUUAACUUCGCCGGGGCCAACAAUGCUAUACCAUUCAAGAAGACGCAUACAUUCAGUGCGCUUCAAGAAGUUAUCAUUAACCGCUUUGGGUGCACGGGCAACGCCGUUGCGAACUGCGUUUGCAAAUGGCUACAGAUUACCCGGAGCAACAUGCACCGACGUACAUCUGCAACAUCCAGCAGUCAGGAUUCCCAGGCUUUGGAAGUGAUAGAUUUGGACAACCAAUGCAUCCGGGAACCGCGGACAACCAUGUAAAUAUUUCCC
Molecule: messenger RNA, 642 nt
Organism: Dicrocoelium dendriticum
Lineage: Eukaryota; Metazoa; Platyhelminthes; Trematoda; Plagiorchiida; Dicrocoeliidae
Source: the annotation of a GenBank genome assembly